CAGGGAAGGGGCCGGUGGCGGGGAAACGGAGAGCGGGCGUCGGUGCUGGGGCUCCAACUCCCAUUUUCAAUGCCGGGGUUAGCCGUCUUGGAAUGUGUAGAAUUAUAGUCCCGAUAAAUUGCUGCUGGGCGCGUGCAGAGUGCCUUUCUUUCUCACUAGCUCUAAUUGUUUUGAUAGUGUGCCAUCUAGUGUCUCAGGUGCUGAAGCUGGAUAUAUAAUUUAUACAAAGACUUGGGAAUUAUUCUACAUACUCUUGUACAACCCAACAGAAGACCUUUUCAGUAUGUCACCACAGAACAUUGAAGCUGGUGCUGUGCUACGUUUCCCAUAAUAAGGGAGAUACAGAGGCAACUUUCAACUUAGUUUGAUGUGAACAAAUCUUGUUUUCUCCUAGAAAAAAUGAAAGAUAUUGCAGAAGAUCAUCUGUACUUAGACUACUUUAAUCACAAAGAGGAUUGUAUUUUUCCUCUCCAUACAUAUAUAUCCUUAUUUCUGUUGUCGUACUGUGACUGUAAGACAUUCAAAGUUUUUUUAGUAACUCCUGAUGAAAACGCUUCAGAUGUCCAGCUUACAGACAAAGUACUGCCAAAAGACCUGGAAAUUUGCCUCAUCAAAAGGUGUGAACUUCCAUUGGUGGCCCAGAUUUGCUGUUUGCCUGCUAUUGUUGAAAAGAAUAGAACAUUCUGUCAUGCAGGACUUGCUGUGGUAUUGAGACACAUAAUACAUAAAACAUAUGAAUCAGAUCCAUCAAAGGAGAACGUUUUGGAACUGCUGGGCUUUAAAAAGACCUGUUUGAAAGCUUGUGCUGAAGUUAGCGAAUGGACCAGACUUUGUGAAAUCAGCAUUCCUCUAGCUGUUGAAAACUGUCUAAAGGGGUCGCCUGAUCAGCACCAGAAUAUUCCAGAAGAGGUAUUACAGUUUGAAAAGAAAUUGGGAGAACCUGUAAAAGUGCACAAUGAUGAUAAAAUUCGAAGACAGAAAGUUGAACAACAAACAACAUUUGUCAAGACAGCAAGUAAUGAUGCUUCCUCACAAGCAGAAAAAUUAUCAGAAACUGUGGAGUCCAUUCCUGCUGAUCUGGAACUGAGCGUAGCUUUCUCUAAGUUAACUGUGCAGAAAUUGCCAGUUGCUACCUGUAGAAAACCCUCUCAUAUUAGAAAGAUGAAAACAUCAGAACUCCCACUUUUGGAGCAUGUUUUUGCUGAAGGGCUUUAUUUCACUUUGGCAGAUGUAGUUCUCUUUCCAUGCAUCCAUCACUUUUUGGCUUUCAGCAAGAAGUACCAAGAGAACAGGUCACAGUUGCCUUUGAUUUUCCAUUGGUACCAGAGAGUUCAAGAAGUGCCUGGAAUAAAACAAGCUGCUGUCAAAUGCAAUCUGCAGUUUUCCAAGUAUGCAGGAUCAUGUUCUUUACCAGAUGAAUGCCAGCAAAAUAUCAGCACAGUUUCUGAUGAAACAGAAGAGAAGCAUGAUGUUGCUCAGUUUAUAGGUGGACCAAGGCCAACACUUUCAAAAUUAAUGGAAAAUGGUAUUGAAGCCAAGUUUUCUCCUCAUCCUUGCCCUAGCUGGGUCCUAGAUUGGGACAGUCUACCAGAAGCAGUUAACCCAGGAAAAGGAAAGAUGUCCAGUGAUCGUGCUUUAAGGAAACAACAGCAGCUCAACAAUCUGGUGGCUUUAGUGACAAACUUGGCUAAACCUGAAGAUGUAAUUGUGGACUUCUGCAGUGGUGGGGGCCAUGUUGGAAUUGUUCUUGCUCACAUAUUGUCAUCAUGCAAGAUAGUAUUGGUUGAAAACAAAGAGUUGUCACUGAUACGUGCUAAAGAGAGGAGUUGUGAACUAGGAUUAAAGAACAUUUGGUUCAUCCAAGCAAAUAUGGACAAUUUCAAAGGAAUGUUUAAUAUUGGGGUGGCAUUGCAUGCUUGUGGAGUGGCCACGGAUAUGGUGAUUGAAAGCUGUAUCAAAGUUCGUGCAGCAUUUGUUAUCUCCCCUUGCUGUUACGGCUUCAUUCAGAACACAGCCAAGUUUGCGUUUCCACGAAGUCAUCAGUUCAAGGAGGUGCUAUCCUGUAAGGAGCACAUGGUUCUCUGCAGAUUUGCUGAUCAGACAGCUGUCCAGCUUCCUCCUGAACGCAGGAAAAUAGGUAAGCAUUGUAUGGGGCUGGUGGAUUUGGAUCGGGCGUGGAACGUGGAAAGAUGGAACUAUUCUGUCCAAGUGAUAACCAUGGAACCUGAAACAUGUUCUCCAAAGAACAACAUGAUCGUGGGUGUCCCAGUUUAGUUCAAAGGUUUUGCUGAUCAAUUCGAACUAAUAAUCAGUCCUUCUGAUCAAAAGCCAGUGACAUUUGGAGAUUAAAACUACGGCUGGAAAACAGACACUGCACAUCUUGAAUCCAUUCUCUCCAGAAAAAGGAAGUGGAGAGGAAAGGGCUUGGCAGUGGAGCUGCCUGCAAAGCUUCCUAAAUCCUGUUUGAAAUGUAUGAUUAAAUGACAGCUGGUUCUCAGAACAGGAAUAUCCCAGACUGUUCAUCCCUUCACCCCCCUCCACCCCAGUAAUAGCAACCAAUAAAGUUUUUUUUUUUAAAGCUUA
This is a messenger RNA of Varanus komodoensis (Komodo dragon), 2583 nucleotides long. RefSeq names its product glutathione S-transferase C-terminal domain containing (gene GSTCD). Bases 400 to 2274 code for a protein of 624 amino acids. The record is from RefSeq and is a predicted model, not a curated record. NCBI's taxonomy places the organism in Eukaryota, Metazoa, Chordata, Lepidosauria, Squamata, Varanidae. The transcript has 14 exons.